AUGGUCGGUCCAUUGCUCCGAUCUCUCUGGUCCACCACCACCAGAAAAACCGUCUCUUCUUACUCCUCCAAUUAUCUAAAGCCUCAAUUAUUCGGACGCGCCUUCUCCACGGCGAGCGCCACUACCGCUGCUCCAUACGUCGCUCUGGGAGGUGCUGUGGACCCUAGCCAGCUGAGGAACGUGGCUGUUAUAGCACAUGUCGACCACGGGAAGACCACCCUCAUGGAUAGGCUCCUCCGACAGUGCGGCGCUGACAUCCCCCACGAGCGUGCCCUAGACUCUAUUAGCCUCGAGCGCGAGCGUGGUAUCACCAUCGCUUCUAAGGUUACGUCUAUUUCAUGGAAGGACAACGAGCUUAACAUGGUUGACACUCCUGGACAUGCAGAUUUUGGUGGUGAAGUCGAGCUGGUUGUUGGCAUGGUUGAGGGAGCUGUUUUAGUUGUUGAUGCUGGUGAAGGUCCACUUGCACAAACAAAAUUUGUUCUUGCUAAGGCCUUAAAAUAUGGUCUACGCCCUAUACUUCUUCUGAAUAAAGUAGAUCGACCUGCGGUUACUGAAGAGAGGUGCAAUGAAGUUGAGAGCCUUGUUUUUGACCUUUUCGCUAAUCUUGGUGCUACAGAGGAACAGUUAGAAUUUCCUGUUCUCUACGCGUCUGCAAAGGAAGGAUGGGCUUCAUCCACCUACACAAAAUGUCCUGAUGAUGAUGCCAAGAAUAUGUCCGAGUUGCUUGAUGCAAUCAUUAGACACGUCCCUCCACCAACUGCUAGCCUUGAUGCACCUUUUCAGAUGCUGGUCUCCAUGAUGGAAAAAGAUAAUUACAUUGGGCGAAUUUUGACGGGUCGCAUAUCUAGCGGGAUUCUCCGUAUUGGUGAUAAAGUACAUGGGAUUCGUAGCUCAGAUUCUGGGGUGGUUAAACUUGAAGAAGGAAAGGUUGUGAAACUGAUGAAAAAGAAGGGCACCAGUGUUGCUUCUGUUGAAAGUGCUGGUGCUGGUGAUAUAGUAUCAAUGGCUGGGUUGGCAAGUCCAGCAAUAGGGCACACAAUAUCGACUGUUGAGGUCAUGACUGCUUUGCCUACAGUGGAGCUCGAUCCGCCUACCAUUUCCAUGACUUUUGGUGUAAAUGACUCACCAUUGGCUGGUCGAGACGGUACUCAUUUAACUGGAGGUAAAAUUGGUGAUCGGCUAAUGGCUGAGGCAGAAACAAAUCUUGCGAUAAAUGUGAUCCCUGCUAUGUCAGAGUCGUAUGAAGUUCAGGGUAGAGGAGAGCUUCAGUUGGGUAUAUUAAUCGAGAACAUGAGACGUGAAGGAUUUGAGCUAUCUGUCUCACCACCUAAAGUCAUGUAUAAAAUUGGGAAGGGUGAAAAGCUGGAGCCAAUUGAAGAAGUCACCAUUGAGGUAAAUGAAGAGCACGUGGGCCUAGUCAUGGAAGCCCUAUCACACCGGCGAGGGGAGAUUACUGACAUGGGUCCUGUACCAGGCAAUGUUGGCAGGACUAGACUUUGUCUGACUUGCCCUUCAAGGGGGCUGGUUGGCUAUCGAAGUGUGUUCAGCAGUGACACGCGAGGCACUGGAUUUAUGCACCGUGCAUUCCUCACUUAUGAGAAAUAUCGGGGUCCUCUUGGAAAUGUCAGAAAAGGAGUAUUGGUCUCAAUGGGUUAUGGUACAAUUACUGCUCAUGCAUUGAUGAGUUUAGAAGCUCGUGGGACACUUUUUGUGACUCCUGGAAUGGAGUCAUAUGACGGCAUGAUUGUUGGCGAACAUUCGCGAGAUACAGAUCUUGAUAUUAAUCCAGUGCGGACAAAGGAGCUAACAAAUGUGCGUGCUGCUUGCAAGGAUGACAAUGUGAAGCUAACUCCUCCUCGCCUUAUGACUCUCGAAGAAGCAAUAGGUUAUGUUGCCUCAGAUGAACUCAUUGAGGUUACGCCAAAAGCUAUCCGGUUAAGAAAGAGAUAUCUGGAUGUUGGUAAGCGUAAAGCAAUGAGCAAAAGACCCAAGGAGUGA
Fraxinus pennsylvanica is the source of this 2001-nucleotide messenger RNA. NCBI's taxonomy places the organism in Eukaryota, Viridiplantae, Streptophyta, Magnoliopsida, Lamiales, Oleaceae. The record is from the annotation of a GenBank genome assembly.